Messenger RNA from Eurypyga helias (sunbittern), 5548 nucleotides. RefSeq names its product phospholipase C, eta 2 (gene PLCH2). Gene Ontology annotation, molecular function: phosphatidylinositol-4,5-bisphosphate phospholipase C activity; calcium ion binding. Gene Ontology annotation, biological process: phosphatidylinositol-mediated signaling; lipid metabolic process. The coding region runs from base 88 to 5379 and encodes 1763 amino acids. The record is from RefSeq and is a predicted model, not a curated record. Lineage: Eukaryota; Metazoa; Chordata; Aves; Eurypygiformes; Eurypygidae. The transcript has 22 exons.
GCCCGUCUGGCUGAAGAGUUUUUCUGGGUUGGUGGCAGCAUCGUAGCUUCUCCAAGAUGGAAAAUCGGCCACAUUGUGGAAAGAUGUAUGACUUCCAUGCAAGCUGGUACCCAAAUGAUCAAACUCCGUGGCAGUUCCAAAGGGUUGGUCCGCUUCUAUUACUUGGAUGAGCACAAGUCAUGUAUUCGCUGGAGACCCUCCCGAAAGAAUGAGAAAGCCAAGAUUUCUAUCGACUCUAUUCAGGAGGUUUGCGAGGGGAAGCAAUCGGAGAUCUUCCAGCGCUAUGCCGAUGGCAGUUUUGAUCCCAACUGCUGCUUCAGCAUCUACUAUGGAGACCACAUGGAAUCUCUUGACCUGGUAUCUUCCAGUGGAGACGAAGCGCGCACCUGGAUCACAGGGCUAAAAUACCUGAUGGCAGGGAUCAGUGACGAAGACAGCCUCUCAAAACGCCAAAGGACCAGAGACCAGUGGUUGAAGCAGACAUUUGAUGAGGCAGAUAAAAACGGCGAUGGCAGUCUGAGUAUUAGUGAAGUGCUCCAGCUAAUGCACAAACUGAAUGUCAACCUACCCCGGCAAAAAGUCAAGCAAAUGUUUAAGGAGGCCGAUACGGAUGACAACCAGGGCACGCUGGGCUUUGACGAGUUCUGCGCCUUCUAUAAGAUGAUGUCAACACGACGUGAUUUGUACCUGCUAAUGCUCACCUACAGUAACCACAAGGACUACCUAGACACAGAUGACCUGAGACGCUUCCUGGAGACUGAACAGAAGAUGACGAAUGUGACUAAAGAACACUGCCUGGAAAUCGUCAGCAAGUUUGAACCGUGCCUGGAGAACAAGAAGGAGGGAGCUCUGGGGAUUGACGGUUUCACCAAUUACAUGCGGAGUCCAUCAGGGGACAUAUUCAACCCAGAGCACUACCAAGUGAAUCAGGACAUGAGUUACCCUUUGAGUCACUAUUUCAUUACCUCUUCACAUAAUACCUACCUCAUGGGAGAUCAGCUGAUGUCCCAGUCUAGAGUGGACAUGUAUGCAUGGGUGCUGCAGUCUGGCUGCCGUUGCGUGGAAGUUGACUGCUGGGAUGGGCCGGAUGGUGAACCGAUUGUCCACCAUGGAUACACUCUGACUUCCAAAAUUCUCUUCAAAGAUGUGAUUGAAACGAUCAACAAAUAUGCCUUUAUCAAGAAUGAGUACCCUGUUAUCUUGUCAAUUGAGAACCAUUGCAGUGUCAUCCAGCAGAAGAAGAUGGCUCAGUAUCUUCUAGAAAUUCUAGGAGACAAACUGGAUCUGUCUUCUGUGCACAAUGAUGAUUCCACCAAGCUCCCUUCACCAGAAAGUCUUAAAGGCAAGAUACUGGUUAAGGGGAAGAAACUUCCAGCCAACAUCAGUGAUGAUGCAGAGGAAGGUGAAGUUUCUGAUGAGGACAGUGCUGAUGAGAUUGAUGACGACUGUAAACUAAUGAAUGGAGAUGCAUCUAGUAAUAGGAAAAGAGUGGAGAAUAUAGCAAAGAAAAAACUGGACUCACUCAUAAAAGAAUCCAAGAUCCGUGACUGUGAAGAUCCGAACAAUUUUACAGUUACCACUCUGCCCUCAUCAGGAAAGGCUGCUCUGAAAUCAGAGAGUAAGAAGAGUAAACUUGAGGACGAUGUGGAGUCUGGGGAAGACUUCAGUACCAGUAAAAGGCAGAGCCGGUCAUUGAUGGGCAGCUUUUCUAAACGCAAGAAAAAAGGAAGCAAAUUGAAAAAGGCAACAAGUCUGGAAGAGGGCGAAGACGAUUUGGAUUCUCAAGGAAAUUUAGCCAGGAGCUCUGUACAUACCAGCAGGAUGACCCGACAGAAGAAAACGAUGAAGCUGUCCAGGGCACUCUCUGACCUGGUGAAAUACACCAAGUCUGUUGGCAUCCAUGAUGUCGAAGCUGAAAUCUCGUCCAGCUGGCAGGUUUCAUCCUUCAGUGAAACAAAAGCCCACCAAAUCCUGCAGCAAAAGCCAGCACAGUAUCUACGGUUCAACCAGCAUCAGUUGUCCCGCAUCUACCCAUCUUCUUACCGCGUGGACUCUAGCAACUACAAUCCCCAGCCCUUCUGGAAUGCUGGCUGCCAACUUGUUGCACUAAACUACCAGUCCGAGGGGAGAAUGCUGCAACUGAACCGGGCCAAAUUUAGUGCCAAUGGGAAUUGUGGCUAUGUCCUCAAACCAAACUGCAUGUGUCAAGGUGUCUUUAAUCCAAAUUCUGAGGACCCGCUCCCUGGCCAAUUGAAGAAACAACUGGUCCUAAGAAUUAUCAGCGGUCAACAACUCCCAAAACCACGUGAUUCCAUGUUGGGAGACCGAGGAGAGAUCAUAGAUCCAUUUGUUGAAGUGGAAGUUAUAGGCUUACCUGUUGAUUGCUUCAAAGAACAAACUAGAGUAGUUGAUGAUAAUGGUUUUAACCCGAUGUGGGAGGAAACGUUGGUGUUCACCGUGCACAUGCCAGAGAUUGCACUGAUUCGGUUCCUUGUGUGGGACCAUGAUCCAAUUGGGCGUGAUUUUAUUGGACAGAGAACAAUAGCUUUCAGCAGUAUGAUGCCAGGUUACCGACACGUGUACCUGGAGGGUAUAGAGGAGGCAUCCAUCUUUGUUCACGUGGCUAUUAAUGACAUCUGUGGUAAGGCCAAACAAGCUCUAGGUCUAAAAGGCCUGUUUCUCAGAAAUCCAAAGCAGGCCUCCCUGGACAGUCAUGCUGCUGGUCAGCUCCACCGCAAACAUUCCUUUAGCAGCCACAUCUUGAGACGGACAGCCAGUGCACCCACCAAAAGCCAGAAGAAGAACAAGAAGGGCUUCCCUGAAAUUGCUUUUGACACAAAAGACAACAGCUCUGAAGGGGCCGGUGAAGACCGUGAAGUGGAAGCUGCCUCACAGCCUCGCUUUGAGCAAGAGCCAGAAAGUGCUUCUCUGUCACCAGCUCCCAGAGAUGGUGCCAGUGGGGUGGUACAUGGCAAGGGGUUGAAAGGUAAGGCCCACGGUUCUCGUAAAGCCAAAAACCAAAGUUGUGCUCAAGGGGGUGCUGCUUUCAGCGAACCCGUGCGGAGGUCUAACAGGGUCUGGCUUCAGGAGCACCAGAGCGAGAAGCAAAGUGUCUUUGCACGCUGUGCCAUCAACAGCUCUGGUAGGAUUGGAGUGGCCACCAAUUGCAUGAAAUGCAUGAUUGGUUCCAAAGAAAGCCCAGAUCUAGAAAGCAAGUGGAGUGACCAUCCUACCAGGCCUAUUGCUAAAGAUAUGCUUCACCAUGACCAGUAUAGCAGUAUAACUGGAGAAGAGAGGGUAGAGCUAAAAACCUGGGCAGUUAAAGGUCAGCCCAGGCGGCAAGCAGAUUUGCAGUCUUGCAGCAGCCCUGGAACUGCCGAUGAUCUCACAAGGAGCACCCAGUCUUCCGUGACCCCAGGGAAGAAAAAUGUUGAAUCUAAAAGUCACGGAAUAAAGGCUCAUUCCCGGCAACGGUGGCAGUGCCAAUCAGGUGGCAAGUAUGGAAGCACUGUCAACUUGGUUGCAGCCAGCAAUGGCUCUAUAUCCUCCAACUCCAGCAGUCUAGAAAGCCUUGGAAGCCCAGAAUUCCCCAAGCGCUGGCCUGAAGCUUCUCGGAGGCAAGCGGGCACCCUACAGAGGGAAAUGAACGCCUUGUUCGUUCAAAAAUUGGAGGAAAUUCGAAGUAAAUCCCCUAUAUUCUUUACUGAAACUAUCACUGAAGAGCCUGUUAUUGCCAGUGAAAACCAUCAUGCCAGCCUUUUCUUCCCUCUACCCAUUACUCCUUACAGUGAUUCUGAAGAAGGGUCUGUGUCUGAUCAUUCCACCGAACCUCGAUCAGAAGGAAGCGGCACAUCCCACCAGCCUCAAGAAUCUCUGCUCACUAGAGAACAAGGAACAGAUCUGGCUGCAGAAGACCAAGUGCAGGUAGUCACAAGAGCAGCUGACACAAGUUUUGUAGGCCAAGAAGACGAGCGGACAAGCACGGCGGGAUGUGUCAAAGAAGAAGAUGGUUGGACACAGGCAUGCAGUAAGGCUGAAGAUCCAUAUGGAUUGGCAGUGCAUCCUCAAAAAGCCUGGCUGAAAGUCGCAGCAGAUAAGGGCGCCGGCCAGCCCGCUGAAAACUGCCAGAAGCAAAGUGACCAACCAGGUCAGGUAUUAACGAACGUGAAGGGCACCGUUGAAUCCAAAGGCCAAAAACUUGGUGCGGCAGCUGUUCUGCUGCAGGAGAGCAAUGUGAUCAGCAGCACACCGACAACUUUGCCUCCAGAUACUCUCCAGAAAGCCCCAGCUGCACAGGCUCUACCUGUUUCUGUUUCUCAGAUGAGCUCUUACAUGUUGGUAAGAAGGUCAAAGAGUGAAGGACUGAAGACAUCAGACUCCUCAGCCUUAAUAAGAAUUCCAAGUAGCCUGUCUCCAGCAGCAGAGGUUUACUUUGAUGCCACUGUUAAUGACCGGAUCUGGAGCAAGCUAGAUUGCAGCAGUCACCGUGACAGCAUGUCUUCCUCUUCCAGCAUGUCCUCCAACGACACUGUGAUAGAUCUCUCCCUACCCAAUCUAGCUCGCAAAAGCCUCCCGGAUCUUGGCAUCCGUCCUGAAAAUUUUGAGCCCCUUGCCGUAAGAAAGGGCAUGCGCCCGCGAUCUGCUACGACGUCUGGUAACGAGAUGCCACUGGUGAGCAAGAGCAAAUCCAACCCUAACCUGAGGUCUGGCCAGCUGCCAGCGGAUGAAUUGUGCCCCCGUCCUCUUGCCAGGAGUCCCCAGGAUGCGUUCUCCUCCAUUCCCAGAAGGCAUACGUGGAGCAGGCUGUACAUAGAAAGCCUCAGACAGUCUUCUAACAAAUCCAAGGCACAGGAUAUGGUUGGGAAUAACCAAGCAAAAUCCAAGAGCCUUGGAGACCUUACCUCUGAUGAUAUUGUGUGCACUUUUGAAAGCAAAUACCGUAGCAUCAGCAGGAGUUUUGUGACUCGGUCAAUGCGGGAGCAGCGCCGCUCUUCAGGCCUGAGAUCCUCAGUCAGGUCCCAAGAUGAAUUGACUGAGCAGCUAAAAAAGCUGACAGCCUUUCAAAUCAGUCUCGAUCCAACUGAAUCUGAAGAGGAAGGGGAGAGCUUGGGACUCCUUCGCAGGUCGUCGUCUCGCAGUCAGAGCAGGGUGCGGUACAUUGCCAACAGGGCGAAGCAAGCCCAGGAGAGACAGCGGCUGCAAAGCCUGGGCCAGCUCAGUGGGAGCCCCAUUGAGGAGAGGGGAAAUCCGGAGGGAGCCUGCAGCGUUGCGAAAGCGGUUUGUAUGGAUGUGGCUUCUCCUGCUGCCUUUACACCCCAGCCGAAGACCCCAGCUGAUUAUAACACUGACACGGAAGUCUUCUUCAUGCUGAAACUGUAAUUCUGGGCAGCACUGAUAAGGCAAUGUUUACAUCCCUGUCCAAGCAAAACCCAGUGACCGGAGAGGCACAAAAUAUCCUCGUACGGCUCAGUGCUUCCGGCUUCCCCUUGACUGUAAGGUACUUAAUAUCCUGACUCCCAAGGCGUAGCUGAGCGUUAGAUCUGUCAGC